UUAAUUUUGUGUUUAUAAUUUAUAAUAUUCUGUAUCUCAUAUGUAUCGCAUAUUUCUCAAAACACAUAUACUUUGCAAUUUAAAUUUUAUCUCUGAAAUACAUUCAUGUGAAAAAUAGAGGAAUGACUCAAUUAUUGAGGAAGUCGAAGAAGUGGUGAACGCGGGGAUCAGUAUCAAACCAGAUACAGGUGAAAGGGCAAUGGUACAAUAAAUGCCGUACACAGUUAUACGAUAUUUUUUAAAACGUAGUCCUAGAUGAGACGUUCAGGUGACGUCUCUCGCCCAGCUCGCCGCAAAGUCGGAAAUUGCGUCGCGCGGUUCCGCUCGCGCUGCUUACGCCGAUGCUCUCAGCCGGGGUCGGUCUCCCUCCUACCGCGGGCCCGCGUCGGAGAAGACAUUCACCUCGAGGAGAGCCAACUCCCAGCCAGCCCAGGUAUCGUUACCUGCAGCUACGUGUUUCUCGCGUCCCAGCCUCGCUCGAGCGAGUCACUUUUACGCUCGUGAGUCCGCGCGCGGCCAGUUCGCGUUGCAAUCUGCAGCGCGGUAGCACUCGCGGACACUCGCUCGCACGUUGGCGCACUCACACGUUUCAUCGGGGGCCUACCAUUUUGGUGAACGUCUUCGUGGAAGGUCGGCACGAGUGUCGUCUCUUUGUUAAGGUGCACGCGCUUCGACACACGGUGUCCUCGAAGUCCGGACACGGUCAAGUGCGCGUUGGAUGGAUGAAUCCAGCGGCGAUCCGGCGCCUCGGUCUUCUCCACACGUUACGUUCCCGAACGAAUAGGCAUUGUUUCUAAUAUCCUGAAAGAGUUCUCCGCAAAUGUUACUACGAGGAAUAUAAUCGUGGGAACCGGAUGUUAUAUCGAUCCUCAAGAUGAUUCCAUCCGAUUGCAUUCUAGACAUAUCCAACGUGUUUCAUUCCACCACCGUGGUAAUCGAAGGAAGUUGCCUUAACAAAUCCGAGCCCACCGCUGUGCUUAGAGAUGUAUCGGCUCGCGUUCACGGCGGAGAGGUCUUGGCUAUCCUGGGAUCAAAAGGUUCCGGCAAGCGAGCGCUCCUCGAUGUUAUCGCUGGAAGGGCGGAGGGCGAGACGAGAGGACGGGUCACCCUUAAUGGCAAUCUGCUGACGCCGGAGGUGUUUCGACGUCAUGGCGGCUACGUGGCUCACAGGUGUCACCUGCUACCCAGUCUCACGGUUCGUCAGACUCUGAUGUACGCUACAUGGCUUGCAAACCUGAACAAUCGCGAGGCCCGGGUCCGGCAGACUCUCGCCGACCUGGCGCUCUCGCAGGUCGCCAACAGAUCGGUGAACGAUCUCACGCGGCCAGAGUAUCGACGACUGAUGCUGGGCGUGCAGCUAGCAAAAGACCCAACCGUUCUCUUGUUGGACGAGCCAACCUGGGACACUGAUCCGCUGAAUACGUACCUUAUCGUCUCGAUGCUGUGGUCCUACGCGACCAGACGCGGUUCCAUCGUCGUCCUCACCAUGGAGACACCCAGAUCCGACGUGCUGCCGUUUGUCAGUCGCGUAACGUUGUUGUGCCUAGGCGCAGUAGUCUACUCGGGGCCAACUAGGAGCAUGCUAGACUACUUCACCUACAUCGGCUUCCCGUGUCCGGAACUGGAGAAUCCCUUGAUGUAUUACUUAUGCUUGUCGACGGUUGACCGUCGCUCCAGAGAUCGCUUUUUGGAGUCCAAUCAGCAGAUAUCAAUUCUAGUCGAGAAAUUCAAGGUGGACGGUGUGCUCUACAUGAAGGAAGCGCCGCAAGUGCCACAUAGCAUGAAGGAUUCGGCCCUCGGCAUCAUGCAUAAAGGUUUGGGGCGCGGGAUUAAACCUGGAUGCUUCUCGACGCUUUUAGCACUCUAUCUGCGAGGUAUGGCAGCCACAUUCUCUUUGAAUAAGACCGGCCUAGGACAUUUCGCCGCUCGCCUGCUGUUACUACCAUUCGUGGUUGCCCUAAUGAGCAUACUGUACUCACACUCGAGUCGCGUGCAAUCAAGGAUCUUCCUACAAACUGGCGGUUUAAUCUUCAACGUCUUGACGUUAUUCUACGUAGCUGGGAUUGCUGCGACAUCGCUCUUGUUUCCAGGUUUCCGUGCCAGAUAUUAUCAAGAGAAACGAGAAGGUCUCUACGGUGGCGCUAUGUUCCUGACCGCGUACACUUUGUUGAGUCUACCCUUGAGCUUCAUUUCGACUUUAAUAACGAUCGGAAUACUCAUUCCUAUUCUUGAGCUGGAUCUCUCUGCGUGGGCGUAUACUUCCGGUAUUCUGUGGUCCAGCUACGUUGCGGCCGAGCAAGUUACGGUGGCCGUGCUGAUGGUAGUGGGUCGGCCUAUAACUGGUGCAAUCACUGUGCUAUACAUGACCCUGUUGUCGUUGGUGAUCGCGUCGGGUGCCAUUCGCAGCCUGAAGAACCUACCCUACUGGCUAGCGAUGGUGUCCACUGCGCUACCGACCAGAUAUGCCUCCCUAGCGCUGAACCAGUUGGUCAUUGACACGCCGAUCCUCUCCAACUUGUCUUACAAUGAAAGUUUCACUUGCCCUGGCAUACCUGAGGUUUGUCGGUACCCCGAUGGUAAGACUUACUUGAUCGAACGCUUCACUCGAGAGGGCGAGAAUAUCUCCGAGGUACUGAACGUAGAUCUGAAUCUGCUGAUCUCUCUGGCGUUCGCUGUCGGUCUGAUCAUACUGAACAGCGUGCUGUAUUUGUUACCAUUGCCCGCGAAAGUGAAGGCCAAGUUUAGAGAGUGAAGGAUCACCAAUUGCGUACUUUGUGUUUAGCACUGAACGCGAAAUAAAUCGUGUCAUUUGCAUUUUGCAUCAAGAUAUCAACAUUCAGCACAGUUAUUAUUUAAUUUUGGGAUUUAAUGUAUAUAAUGCUGUAAAUAACGAUAAUGAUAUUUAGUAUUAAUUAAGAAAGGCGGAACACGCAUUAAAGGUAUGAAACAUUUUAUAUUUUAUCGAAUAUGUAUUACAAAAUUAUUUUUUAUUUAUUAUUAUGGCAAUUAUAUAUAGCGUAAGUAACAUGAUUCUUACAAUCAUGGCACACCACGGAUCAGGCCCAACAGAUUUACACAGCUAAGUGUAAGAGCAUAUAUACAUUUAAGGAAUAAUGAUUUAACUAUGUGUAAAAUAGUGCAAUUACGAUAAAACAUUAUUUAAUAAUGUAACCAAUUUUUACUUAAUAAUUUGAAUGCGUAACGAUAUAUUACAUAAACUUUCGAUAUUUAUAGAAAACAAAAUAGAAAAAAAUAUAGCAGCAUUAUUACGUCAUCGUAAUUAACAAAACUCUGUUCUCUCAUUUAUAUUACAUAUUUAAAAUCGCAUAGCUUUAACGUUUUUUUUUCUGUACAAGAUCGUAUGGUGCAUUUUUAUGUUAAGAAACUUGUGUAUAGUUUACAGAAGAUAUUAAAAUUCACUUUCAAACAGUUAA
Molecule: messenger RNA, 3434 nt
Organism: Ooceraea biroi (clonal raider ant)
Lineage: Eukaryota; Metazoa; Arthropoda; Insecta; Hymenoptera; Formicidae
Product: ATP-binding cassette sub-family G member 5
Biological process (GO): transmembrane transport
Cellular component (GO): plasma membrane; ATP-binding cassette (ABC) transporter complex
Molecular function (GO): ATP hydrolysis activity; ATP binding; ABC-type transporter activity
Source: RefSeq, a predicted model, not a curated record